AUGGACGAUACUCGAGAUAAAUUUCCACUUCAUUCGGCGGCGCGUGAGAGCAGAGCUGGGCAGUUUCAAUUGCAGAGACACUUCUCAGGGUACUUUAACUCUUUGACGCAUUCACGAAGAUGUCGGAAUAGCGAGGCUGAUAACGUCCAGACGGACCCAAAGCUUGCUUUUCGUGAGGACGAUGACGGUAGGCUGCCACUACACUGGGCCAUUUCUUCCAACUGCACCGAAAUCGUCAUCCUCCUCGCGCAGCAACGUGGCUUCAACCCGGACAUUCAGGAUGGCAGUGGCUGGACGCCAUUGAUGAUUGCUGCCAGCAUCAAGGAUGGCGAGGGCCUGGUUCACUUGCUGUUGCAGAAGGGCGCUGACGCGAACCUGAAAAACCAUAACGGGCAGAGCGUCCUUCACUUUGUCGCCUCCAAAAACAACCUGGAUGUUGCUAAGAUGCUCCUCAAUCAUGAUCCCCCGGCGUCCACUAGAGUUCGUGACAAGCGUGGCCAAUAUCCUAUUCACCGGGCCGCGGCCGUGGGCUCAAUCCCUAUGAUGAAGCUGCUCGUCAACAACAAAAGCCCUCUCGAUGCCACCGACACUUCGGGGUACACCGCUUUGCACCAUGCCGUCGCCGAAGGACACGGCGACGCAGCUGUAGCAUUACUGAAGGCUGGUGCAGACUAUGGUAAAAAGGACCAAGAUGGCUGUCUGGCCCUUGACUUGGCGCCAGAUAAAGAGGUUCGCCGUUACAUCGAACGUGCCGCCGAAGGGGAAGGCAUAGACCUCUGA
Messenger RNA from Colletotrichum gloeosporioides, 780 nucleotides. RefSeq names its product putative 26S proteasome regulatory subunit p28. Bases 1 to 780 code for a protein of 259 amino acids. Gene Ontology annotation, molecular function: protein binding. The record is from RefSeq and is a predicted model, not a curated record. The transcript has 6 exons. NCBI's taxonomy places the organism in Eukaryota, Fungi, Ascomycota, Sordariomycetes, Glomerellales, Glomerellaceae.